CGGGAGAGGAGAGGACAGGAGAGGACAGGAGACAAUCUACCGGACUUGGUCUCUCUCAGGUGCGACACCGCAGAGCCCUGCCCUGUCCAGAGACGCCUUCACUCCAGCUCCGCUCCUCCAAUUAAGCGUUCACCCGGCAGCGCGCAGUCUCCAUCAUAGAGACAGAGACAGAGAGAGAGAGACAGAGAGAGAGAGACAGAGAGCCUCGCUGGAGAACGGUGAGUGACAUGUCCCCGAAAGCUGCGGGGGUAUAAACCGAGACCGAGUCGAGUCGAGCGGGGCUGUGGACCGAGCAGGCUGUGCUGCCGGUGGCCGGGAUUUGGACGUCACUCCGUGCUGCGCCGACCCAGUAGAAGUCAAUAGAGUCCAGCGAAGGCCCGUCUGCAUCAGCAGAGAUGGCUCCAGCGGCCAUGUCUGUGCCUCCGUCCUCUCUAACCUCCCUCCACCCGUCCCGCCUCCUCCUCUUCUUCCUCCUCUCCGCCUUUCUGCUCCUGUCAUGUCCUGGAUCAGUGCAUGCAGGUUCAUCUGAGAAAAACUGUUCGGCUAGUGGAGACCCCUGUCAGGAAGGCGUGGUACUGCCCAUAUGGAACCCUCAGAACCCCUCUGUGGGCGACAAAGUGGCUCGGGCCAUUGUUUACUUCGUAGCACUCAUCUAUAUGUUCCUGGGCAUGAGCAUCAUAGCGGACCGGUUCAUGUCUUCUAUAGAGGUCAUAACCUCCCAGGAGAAAGAAAUCACUAUUAAGCGGCCAAAUGGCGAGACCACCACCGCCACGGUCAGGAUCUGGAAUGAGACCGUUUCUAAUCUCACUUUAAUGGCCUUGGGUUCUAGUGCCCCUGAGAUACUGCUGUCAGUUAUUGAGGUGUGUGGCCACGGUUUCGAGGCCGGCUCUCUGGGUCCCAGCACCAUCGUGGGCAGCGCCGCCUUCAACAUGUUCGUCAUCAUCGCCCUGUGUGUGUACGUGGUUCCUGACGGAGAGACGCGCAAAAUCAAACACCUUCGGGUGUUUUUCGUCACGGCGGCAUGGAGUAUCUUCGCCUACAUCUGGCUUUACCUCAUUCUGAGUGUCUUUUCCCCCGGAGAGGUGGAGGUAUGGGAGGCGGUGUUGACCUUCCUCUUCUUCCCACUCUGCGUGGUCCAGGCCUGGGUGGCCGACCGCCGCCUCCUCUUCUACAAGUACGUCCGCAAGCGUUACCGCGCCGACAAGCACCGCGGCAUCAUCAUUGAGACGGAAGGAGGGGCGGACGGAGAAGGAGCCGGAGGAGGAGCGCUGGGCCCGGGGGGCUUCACCAAGAUGGACAUGCUGGAGCUGGACGGGCAGAUGGCGUUGAAUUGUCACAGCGGGAUGGACGGUAUGGAGGACGGAGGAGCGAAGGCGGAGGAGGACGAGGCCAGAAGGGACAUGGCGAGGACGCUGAAGGAUCUGAAGCAGAGGCACCCGGAUAAAGACAUGGAGCAGCUGAUUGAGAUGGCUAAUUAUCAGGUCCUGAUGCAGCAGCAGAAGAGCAGAGCGUUCUACCGUAUCCAGGCAACCAGGAUGAUGAUCGGAGCUGGCAACAUCCUCAAGAAGCACGCUGCCGACCAGGCUCGCAAGGUGGUGAGCAGCCAUGAGAUCCAGGCCCAGGAGGAUGACCCUCACACCAUCAGGAUGGAUUUUGAACCCCCUUUGUACCAGUGCUUUGAAAACUGUGGCUCCUUAAAAUUGACCGUUGCUAGACGCGGAGGAGACGCUGGAGUUACCGUCAAGGUGGAUUACCGCACAGAGGACGGUACAGCAAACGCAGGUUCCGAUUAUGAGUUUGCAGAGGGAACGCUGCUGUUUAAGCCAGGCGAGACCCUCAAAGAGAUCACAGUCGGAGUGAUUGACGACGACAUCUUUGAGGAGGACGAGUAUUUCUACGUCCACCUCAGCAACCCCCGAGUGGUAGGUUACCCUGAGAUUGGCACCGCCCCGCUGGAUGCCAGCGCCACCCCCAAAGCCGUGCUGGGUGACAACCAUACAGCCACGGUGACCAUCUACGAUGACGAUCACGCAGGCAUCUUUACCUUCGAGGUCUCCAGCCAGAAGGUGAGCGAGAGCGUAGGCGUGAUGGAGGUGAAGGUGAUGAGGACUUCGGGGGCCCGAGGCCUGGUAGCUGUCCCCUACCAGACCGUGGACGGCACCGCUAGAGGAGGGGAGGACUACGAACACUCCGCUGGCAAGCUGGAGUUUCAGAACGACGAGACCAUGAAGAUCAUCGAGGUGAAGAUCAUUGACGAUGAGGAGUACGAGAAGAACAAGACCUUCACCAUCGAGCUGGGAGAGCCCGUUCUGUUGGAGAUAGGGCAGAAACACGGUGACUCCAAUGAGAACAAGCCGUUGGUGGGAGCAGAGGACGAAGAGGUGGCCAAGAUGGGCUGUCCCAGUCUGGGCGAACACACACAGGUGGAGGUGGUCAUAGAAGAGUCCUACGAGUUCAAGAGAGAAGUAAAUAAGCUUCUUUGGCGGGCUGAAAAGAGUACGGUAGAUAAGUUGAUCAAGAAGACAAACCUGGCCUUGGUGGUGGGAAGCAGCAGCUGGAGGGAGCAGUUUGUCAGUGCCGUUACUGUCAGCGCAGGAGACGACGACGAGGAGGAGAGCGGCGAGGAGCGCCUGCCGUCCUGCUUCGACUACAUCAUGCACUUCCUCACCGUCUUCUGGAAGGUUCUGUUCGCCUUCGUCCCGCCCACGGAGUACUGGAACGGCUGGGCCUGCUUCAUUGUCUCCAUAUCGCUUAUCGGCGUCCUGACGGCGGUCACCGGCGAUCUGGCGUCACACUUCGGCUGCACGAUAGGACUGAAGGACUCGGUGACGGCUGUGGUGUUUGUGGCGCUGGGAACAUCGGUGCCAGACACAUUCGCCAGCAAGGUUGCCGCCAUCCAGGACCAGUACGCCGACGCCUCCAUCGGGAACGUCACCGGCUCCAACGCCGUCAACGUCUUCCUCGGCAUCGGCGUGGCGUGGACCAUCGCCGCCGUGGUCUGGCGCUCCAAGGGCAAGGUGUUCAAGGUGGACCCGGGGAACCUGGCCUUUUCCGUCACCCUCUUCACCAUCAUGGCCGUGAUGUGCGUGAUCAUUCUGCUGUACCGGCGGCGGGCGACGGUGGCCGGCGGCGAGCUGGGCGGGCCGCGGACUUGCAAGAUAAUAACGUGCAUGCUGUUCGUCUCGAUGUGGCUGAUUUACAUCCUGCUGGCCUCACUGGAGGCCUACUGCCAUUUACCAAGUUUUUAAAUGGAGAGGAGAGGGGAGGGAGAGAGACCCACUGCCAAUAUGGAGAGAGAGAGAGAGAGAGAGAGGGAGAGAUGGAGGAGUCUUCAGACGGAGACGGGACGAGGAGAGACGGGUGGUAGAGGUGGAUCGAUAUGCGCCGAUCUGAACGUUUUACAGCAGAUCUUUCAAUUUCCUCUUUUUUUAACGCCCAAAACAAUUUUUCAGUGUCUCUGAUUUAUUUCUAUCUUUCCAUUUAUUUAUUUCCUAAGCCAUUAUGACACACUAAAACUCUAAAAGGAAAGGAGAUCCACCAUCUUUCCAGUGAUGAAGAAACUUCUUGGAUACAUAAACCCUCUAAAAUAAGAAUUAUUUAACAGAAGGACUGAAUGAAAAAAUUGCAGUGCAGGUUUCAGAGAGCGCUUUUACGUUGUUACCUCAAUCAUCCAUCAUCAUCAGUGGACAACACUGUUUAAUACAAGGCUGAUAUCGUUCCGGUAUACUGCCAAAACCAGCAGGAGAGAAGAAGAGAUAGACCGCAAGCAGAGCUGUUAGCCCGGCCUCUGAAGGGAAAAAUGAAGAUGAAGAGGAAGGAUAAGGGUGGAAGAUGAAAGUGGGAAAGUUUAGAGAGGAAGCCAGAGGCAACAAAACUAGAGAAAGGUCUGGAUAAAUUCCACGGAGGGUCUAGAGAAAACACAACACGGAAAAAAAGUAAAUGAAGGGCAAAAAUAUUCUACACCCCCUCCUCACUUACUCUCUCUCUCUCUCGCUACUUCCGUCUUUGCUGUAUCUCGUCGUCAGAGGAAUGAUGGAUCCUCCCAUUACGCCCACUGAACUCUAUCUAAUACGACCAGUGACUUAUUACUUUUAACCCCUCUUCUCCCAGCUCUACACACAAACACACACACACUUUGGGGCCCUCAGGUGAAUCUGCAGUGAAGGACCACUCACUAACUUGCGGGCAAACUGACAACUGGUCGUUUUUUCCUUCUCAUCUUGAGUACACUGCGAAAAAUAGUCCUUCCACCCUACAACACACACACACAUACUGUACACCCUACAUACUGUACUCACUCCUCCGUCCCUCCUUUUUGCCUUACUCUUAUCUCCCCCUUGUAGGAAUUGUCUUAAAGUUGUGAUAAUGAACCGCGGUAGUCACCACCAACCAACCCCCUUUUUAAUUGAGCCAAUCCCAAGUCCCUGUCCUUUUAUGCCAAUCGACAGCCUCGUUUAUCCCACGAAGGAAACCCCCCCUUCUCCCCGAUUUUUUUUUCUAAACUUUUCAAUGGCGUCACGUGUUGAUGUUGUUACCGUGCAAUUGUAAAAAAAAAAAGUAUAUAAAUAUAGUAUGGAGAGAUGGAGAUAAAGAACGUUAAAGCAGGUGGCUUGGAAGAUGGAAUGUAACGAGGACCAAGAUGUUGAAAGAAGUCUCAAAAGUGGCAUGGAGACGCAAAAGAAAUGUGCGAUAAGCGGAGAUCAGAAAGUCUGGAGAGCCAACGAGCAAGCAGUCCACCUAGUAAUGAGGAAGCGUCGUGCACUACACGUUGUGAGGUACACUGUUUACACUCUAAUGUUGCAUUAAAUGGCGAGGAAACAAACACAUGGACAAGCAAAGUCGGAACCAAACAGGGAAUGAUGUAACGCCAAGAGACACGAGACAAAGGUGGGGACCAAUCAGAGUGAAGGAUCUCACUGGUUCAACGACUAAGAAGAUGACGGCGAGGGCAGUGUUGUUGAUGACAAAUCAAAACUGUGACCAUACCCAGUGUUUCUAAUUGUACAUGAUAAUAUAAGAAACUUUUAUUGAUGUGUGUGAGAAAACACGGAUAUUUAAUUUAUGUGAAGUCCCCCUCUUUGUAAAGAAAAUCCUGGAGGGAGGAUAAGGAAGAUCAAUGUGCCCUUUUUCCUCUGAAACACAGUUCAAGAAGACAUUUAAAGGAAAUCCAUCACAAGGGAAAAAAGGCUGUAAGAUGGCGAACACAAAAAUCAGAGAUGAUUCACAGACGGAGAGAAGAGUCGAAUGCUCCGAGGGGAAAUGUACGGCAGCUCUGAAAUAUCACACGACUGUUCCGCAGCAGUUUGGGACGUUUCUUUGUACUCAAAAAAUAAAAAUCACAAGUCCUCUGUUAUCCAAAGAUUUAAUAGAAGAACACUGUCACAGAUCACCAUUCGUUUCCAGUGUGCAGUUUUACCUCGCAGGCGUUGUACAAGUCCCACAAGCUGCCAGUCAUAGUUUAAAAACAACUGGCAAAUUUAAGGUGUUCACACUACAGAUAAAUAUGUGCUUAAGCAUUGGUAUUUUUUAUGGGUAUGAGCCUGUAUCAAAAUCUGUGCUAGUUAUUUUGUUUUUGUGAAACGUUUGUUGAUUCGGGCAUGGUGCGUGUGAAAGUAAGAUAUCAGAAUAGCUUAAUGAGAGUAUUAUAUCAUAUGAAAUCAACCAUUUUUGUCAUUGUUUGCGUCAAAUCCAGAUUCACAUUAUGUCUACGUGGAUACCUCUGUCUUGCCCAGAGGCUGGACUGAAGCUGGACAGAAGGCUUGGACAUAUGGCUUGUCAGUGCAGAUAGUUGUUAAAUGUAAUCCCUUUGUUAACAAAAGCAUAGAGGGAAAAUCUCUGCAACCAUUUCUCCCACAACUUCCCACAAAGCUCAUUGUUAACCUUGAGGCAAAUCCUGAAAGAAAACAAUAAUUUAGCGUUUUGUUAUACGGAGGUUUCGCUAAGAGAAAAAUGGGACUGAAAACAACAAUUUACCUGCCCACCAUCCGCCUUGUUAAAUAUGGACAAAUUACCUGCUGCUUUCAGCUCAGUGUAAAUACAGGCUUUGCAAAGCCCGCUCAGUCGUGACCAGGCUAGACACAACAUGACGAGCUCGUCCGACGCGGCCCCGGUAAAGCCGGUGCUUGCACAAAUGGAAGAUAAGUGGUGAUUUGGAGCGGAGGGGGCAUUGAUCCGCUGCCUGUACGAGUCACCCCUUCAAUCAAAUGUGACAUUUUAAAUGCCACGCUAUAGAUCCUUUCCAGUACUUUCUGACAGCUAUAAAGAAAAGGAGAAUAGUCCCAUCUUUAAUUGUAGAGAAUCUGUGAAAGCAGCAACUAUGAUUCCUUGAACAACUGUUUUCUGGCUUGGAGCUCUACUGUAUCAGCUGAUUCAGACGAGCUCAGCCAACAUUCAUUGAUAGAAGGAGUUUGGCCACUUGCCAUGAUGCUCUUGCUCUGUUUCAACAUUUCUUGGCUGCAAUUAUUUAACAUUGCUGUCUAGAAAUUAGACGCAAGUUUCCACCUCACAGAGGAGCUGACCCAGAGCUUGUAGGGUCGCUGCAGCAUGUUAAGUGCUUGCAGGGCCGUAGCCAUUCUUAGAAGUACCAAGGUCAUGAGUCAGCCCAAUGCAGCCCUACCGACCACAAGUCUGUCAACCCCCCAAAAGAAAGUUACAAAAUUAAGUUAAGUUUUAUGUAUUCAGUUAGACGCAAAUGUCAUUAGUUUUGCAAAUAUUUGGUCAUAAACCGAAGUAUCGGACGAAUUCAAAUUGUUCAUCUGAUGAUGGUGCUAGAUGAAAUGUGAAGGGAUCAUCUGAGUGAUUACAAUUCAUCGUGGGUGCAGCAUGAAAUGUCUUUACCAAAUUUCAUGGCAAUCCAUUCAAUGGAGAGGAGCCGCGGUAUCAAGGCCCCGCCCACACAACCGCCAGAGCCAAUCACGAGCCGAGCACGACUGCAGCGUGUUAGUGUGAGCCAACUAGCUGCUAAGUUAGCACCAAGGUAGCUGUUUGGCUAGAAAGACACAACUAACCAUAAUAUCUCUAGAACUACAUCUAUGAUCAAAUUGACAC
Molecule: messenger RNA, 7047 nt
Organism: Sebastes umbrosus (honeycomb rockfish)
Lineage: Eukaryota; Metazoa; Chordata; Actinopteri; Perciformes; Sebastidae
Gene: slc8a4b
Product: solute carrier family 8 member 4b
Exons: 17
Coding region: 396-3248 (950 amino acids)
Biological process (GO): calcium ion import across plasma membrane; sodium ion transmembrane transport; cell communication
Cellular component (GO): axon; sarcolemma; postsynapse
Molecular function (GO): calcium:sodium antiporter activity
Source: RefSeq, a predicted model, not a curated record